AUGGUGUUCAGUAUUUGGCAAUGGCCAGUUCUAGCCAGGUCUCCAAGAUUUACCAAGGGAAUAGCACAGUCUCUUUCUUGGAGUUGCAAAGCAUCCCGACCAGUAGAGCAAAUGCGUUGGUCUGCUUUCGCCAGCGAUGGCGUGCAAUAUUUGGUAGUUGCCAAUUUCAAUGCCAAUUCCGUAGUCUACACGUGGGAUGGCGCGAGUGGAUUCUUCAAGGAAUUCCAGAGUCUCCCAACCAGUUCUGCAAUAGAUUUGUCAGUUUUUUUUAUCGAAGGGCUGUGUCACAUGGCGGUUGCUAGUUACUAUGCAUCCUCGGCCAUUUACGAACUCCGCUCAUCCACCACCACUACCACCUACACCCCCACAAGAACGUUGACCAUUUCCACCAUCACUACCAGCACAAGAACGUUGACCAUUUCCACCACCACGACCACCUACACCCGGACAAGAACGUCGUCCAGCAGCAGCACCACCAGCGUCACCUCGACAACUUCCACUACCACCUGGACUAGUACCACUCGCACGGAGGCUCCGUCUGAGCUGGAAGUGGCUCAGUUUGGCUUCGUGGACGUAGGAGUUUGGUCGCUAGCUGUGCUCGGUGGCUACUUGGUGGUUUUGCUGGCGAUCCUUCUGAUGAUCAAGCUGCUGACCAGCACAGAUUCCCCAAAUCGUCAAGCUGCAGAGGGAGCUCAAUCCCUUGGAGUUCCACAGGAACAAAGAGAUGCUGAGCAUGCACCGCUUCCACUGGCAGCUGGCGCAGAUACAUCUGCGUCAGAUCCGACGGCGUCGGAUGUGACGCCACAGGUAGAGCCAGCAAGAGCAAGGCGACCAGAUCCAGUUUCAUCGGAAUACAUUGAAUCCAUGCCACUGUCCCGGAGAAUGAAAAGGUCUUCUCGGAUGCUGGCAAUCAGCAUGUUGCUGGAGUCGGGCAAUCUCAUCUCCACGAUGAUCUACGCCUUGGAAGCCCACCAGCGCCACACUCUCAUGAGUUUUUCGGUGCCAUGUGGUGCGCCACGCAUCUUGAUGCCUUUGCGGAGCUGGGAGUGUCCUUCGAUGACGGAGACACUGGCCCUGCCGCUGUGCCAGGCAAGUUUGAGCGUCAACACACUGUGCGAAGCAGAUGCAGAGGUCCAAGCGUCCGACUCCGACUGCCGGGUCGCGAAUCAGUUAAACAAUUGUGAGCGCUACGACGUCUACAAGCUGGAGAAUCCAGCUUGUGCGGUGGUCGGCUGCACUCGUCUCGGCAACUUCCUUUGGAUAUUUGCCGUUCUAUCCUUCGGCGCCACGAUCGGCUGGACAGCAACGUUUUACACCCAACGGAUCUGGAAGUUUUACCCACUGGAGGGCGAACGAUUGCGGUGGCAUUUUGCUGCUCUGUUCACAUCUCUGCUUGUCUUGGUGACAGCCAUUGUCAUCGUGGGGAGUGUUGGCGGCACUGGCGCUGUCUUGGCCAUGGUUUUGCUGUGCCCUAUGCUUCCAAUUUGUGCCUGGAUGCUUGCAGGAGGGGUUGCUUUCUUACCGAUCGGCGGCGAUGAGGCCGUUGUCAGCCAAUCCGCGGCCAUGGAGAUUCCGCUCUUCAACGCGCUCGUCGCGCUGCAGUUGCCCGAGGAUGAGGUCGAAGAUCUACACCGCUUCCGGGAGCCACUGAAUGUGGGUCGAGUGGUGGAGGAUGCCCCCCCGAACUCCUCAUAG
Symbiodinium natans is the source of this 1695-nucleotide messenger RNA. NCBI's taxonomy places the organism in Eukaryota, Dinophyceae, Suessiales, Symbiodiniaceae. The record is from the annotation of a GenBank genome assembly.